GAAGGGGAUUGGGGCAACGCGAGGGGCGGGGUUUGCUGAGGAAGAUGGCGGCCGCCAGGGGCUUGUCCCUAACGGCGGCGGCCCUGAGAGCGGUCACCCCCUGGCGGAGGAGCAGUAAUGCCGCCCCCGGCCGGGCGGGCCUGACCCCCUCUUCCUGCGUUCAGAGGCUCCUGGAGAUCACCCAAGGGGCAGAAUUCCUCAGGCUGGAGGUGGAGGGGGGUGGAUGCUCCGGAUUCCAGUACCGAUUUUCGCUGGACACAGUGAUCCACCCCGACGACAGGGUAUUUGAACAGGGUGGGGCCCGAGUGGUGGUUGACUCUGAUAGCUUGGCCUUCGUGAAAGGGGCCCAGGUGGACUUCUGCCAGGAGCUGAUCCGAAGCUCCUUCCAAGUGCUGAACAACCCGCAGGCGGAGAAAGGCUGCUCCUGUGGCUCUUCCUUCUCUGUCAAGCUUUGAUGAGAUGGCUGCCACGGGUACCCCUUCGAGGCACCUGGAAUUAGUGGAACGUUAGGGGUUUCCUUCCAAUCAUGUCCCUCCCACGAUUUGAUUUCCCACAAUCCAGGAGUGUUGUGUGUUGCCACUAUGUUUUCCAGAAUGUGAAGCAAUCUUGACUCUUGACUUAAUUUCUCCUGCACCCUUCUAAGGCCAAGGCUCUAGGUGCUGUUCCCUAAGGUUUGUUUAAUAACUAGUUUGAAACCCAGUGUAAUCUGGAGAGCCUCCAAGGUUCCAAAAUGUGAGUUGCUUCUCUGGCCUUCAGAGCUGCUUGUACAUAGA
This is a messenger RNA of Myotis brandtii (Brandt's bat), 773 nucleotides long. Its product is annotated as iron-sulfur cluster assembly 2 homolog, mitochondrial. Gene Ontology annotation, cellular component: mitochondrion. The record is from RefSeq and is a predicted model, not a curated record. NCBI's taxonomy places the organism in Eukaryota, Metazoa, Chordata, Mammalia, Chiroptera, Vespertilionidae. Gene Ontology annotation, molecular function: iron ion binding; 4 iron, 4 sulfur cluster binding; 2 iron, 2 sulfur cluster binding. Gene Ontology annotation, biological process: iron-sulfur cluster assembly.